Molecule: messenger RNA, 3410 nt
Organism: Cornus florida
Lineage: Eukaryota; Viridiplantae; Streptophyta; Magnoliopsida; Cornales; Cornaceae
Product: protein WHAT'S THIS FACTOR 1 homolog, chloroplastic-like
Exons: 4
Coding region: 390-1649 (419 amino acids)
Molecular function (GO): RNA binding
Source: RefSeq, a predicted model, not a curated record
CCGAGCGAGAAGUAGCAGUAAUGGAGGAAACCUAUUUCCUUUUGGGAUUUUUCCACAUCUAAAACGUGAAGGUUCUUCUUCGUAUUCAAGCAAACAGAGCUCACUCUGCUCCUCCAAUUUAGUCUAUUACAUAAUGAUUCUCAAGUUUAUAUUCACGAAAGAGUUGUAAAAGAUUAUUUGUCUUUCAAGAGCAUCUAAGUUUGUGAAUAUUCAAAAUCAAUUUGUCACUGCCGCCGUAAGAUUUCCGGUGAGAUUCAUCACCUCUGCCGCUGACUGCUGCUUGCUGCACUAGCUUACCGCUUUAGAAAAUGAUUCAAUUCCAAUGCUGAUCAGAUUGAGGGCCAUGAUUUCAAUAGAAUACUAAAAGGAUACACGGAGAUAAUCAUAAAAUGGUGUUAAACCUGUGUCUACUAAACCGAAGUUAUUGGAACCGUGGUAUCUUUUCUUCGCUGCCCCGUCUUGAUCUUUUUCGAAACUUCUCUCUCUGGUCAAUGAAGAAAGACCCUGAUCUUGAAUCAGCUCUAUCUCGAAACCGUAGAUGGAUAGUCAACAAUCAGAUCAAAAACAUAAUUCUUAGAUACCCCGAUCAGGUGGCACCUGUAAAGUUCCUCCAGAAAAAGUUCAAGACUCUUGAUCUCCAAGGGAAAGCUCUCAAUUGGCUUAAAAAGUAUCCCGGUUGCUUCGAAGUCUAUUUCGAGAAUGAUGAGCACUACUGUCGAUUAACGAAACGAAUGAUGUAUCUAGUAGAAGAGGAAGAAUCUGUGAAAGAUAUGCAGGAACCACUAUUUGUGGAGCGGUUAGCUAAGUUGUUAAUGAUGAGCUUGAAUCAGAGGCUCAAUGUUGUGAAGCUUAAUGAGUUGAAGAGAAAUUUUGGAUUUCCAGAUGAUUAUUUGAUUAGAAUUGUACCCAAGUACCCAGAAAUUUUUCGAAUUGUUAAUUACAGUGGCAGACGGAGUUCGAUGGAGAUUGAGCUCAUCUCCUGGGACCCUGAUUUGGCAGUUUCUGCAAUUGGAAAGAUUGCUCGAAACCAAGAUGCUGAGCCUUGUUUUUCCUGUUCAUUGCCUUCAACUUGGGUAAAAUCGUGGGAGCGAUUUCGUGACUUUAAUUCAACUCCAUAUAUUUCGCCGUACUUGGAUCCAAGAAGUUUAGUAGAGGGAUCGCAAGAAAUGGAGAAGAGAAUAGUGGGUUUGGUGCAUGAAGUACUGUCACUGACCUUAUGGAAGAAAGUGUCAAUUAUGAAGUUAUGUCAUUUUAGAAGAGAGUUCUGUUUACCAGAAAAGUUGAACGUUUUGCUGCUUAAGCAUCCUGGCAUAUUCUAUGUUUCAAAUAAGUACCAAAUUUACACAGUUCUUCUUAGGGAAGGUUAUAACGGGUCAGAACUUAUUGACAAGGAUCCACUUGUUGUUGUAAAGGACAAAUUUGGGGAAUUGAUGCAAGAGGGGCUUCAUGAAUAUAAUCGAAGACAUUAUUUAAUGAAUUUGGAAAAGAAGAAGAAGGCAGGCAUGAUUUCUGUAAGACCAGAGAAGAGUAAAAAGCAAAACAAUGAAAUGUCUGAACAAGAUGAUCGGGGAGGUGAUAAAAGUGGCAUUUUUGAUCCGGAAGAAAGGAGACGGUUCUAUAAAAUUCUUUUUGAUGACAGUGCCCCAUAAAUUUUUAAUGAAGGAACACCAAAGCCCCAAUAGAAUAGCUACUUCCUGAUGUGGAUGAAAAUGAUAGUAUUGAAGGAGUUUAUGAUAUUAUUAAUUUGAAGGUGUUUGCUGUUAUUAUCAAAUCAGCAGGUGUAAUUGGUCUCUCUGUUCAUAAUAUCUGUGCUGCAGGCACUUAUAUUCACGGGACAAAUCGAACAUCAAAUAGCAUUCUUCCAAUUCCACCAGUGUUCAAUGACACAGAAGAAGGGUGCUUUUGCUGUGUACCUGAAGCCAUGACAUGCUGAUAUAUUAAUGUACAUUUAAGGAAAAACCACGGAAAGAAGCACACUGGGGUUGGAAACUAUUUUAAGCUCUUUGGGUACUGAUCUCUUUUUGGAGAGAGUGCAUAGUAAUGGGCAGUGAUCUAUGUUCUGCCCAAAUAAGGCUCUGGGUUUGGCUGAUUGUUGGGGUGAAGAAUUUGAGAAUUUGUAUACCCAAUAUGAAAGGGAAUGGAAGGCAAAGAAGGUUGUACCAGCACAAAAUCUCUAGUCACAAUGGAACAACUUUACUGUUGUGCUAAGGUCUGCCCUCUUCUGGUGAAUAAGCAUCUUCUUCACAAUUGACUGAUGGAUAUUUGGUCACUUACUCUUGACAAAAUGUAUGGGGAUGGUUCUGUUAAGAAAAUACCAGAUAUUCUUGAUGAGCUGAAAAUUAUUUACAAGACUGUUCUGGUGAAUAAGAAAAGGAUGCCGGUUGAUAUGGCUGUUGUUCGUGGAUGCUACAUAGAUAAGAGUUAAAGUUUAAAUACAUACGUGGACCAACCCAUUUUCGGAAAACUUGUAUUUUCACGCGUGGUCCAAGGAUUUGAAAACAGGGAUGUAUUACCUACAAUCACGUGUUGCAGCUGAUGCCAUCUAGUUUACUGUUGAAACUUUUAUGCCUAAAGAACAAGCCAAGUUGUUGGAUGAUGAUGUGAAGAUCACAGAUGAUUUUUUUUUUUUUAUGGCGUGUUAGGACGGAGCAAGAUUUGGCUUUAAACAGAGCCCCUUUCUUAUGGUGGAGUUGGUGAAAGUGAUACUUCUGAAGGUGAGAGGAUAGGGGUGUCAGAAGUCUGACCAAAUAUUCCAAUGUGAAGUCUAAAUGCCUCUGAACUCUUUGUACAGGCUGCUGGUUAGCUAACUUAGCUUGCUGAUCAUGAAUCGGGCUACAGUUGGAUCUUGUUGAGCUCAGCUCUCAGGUCAAGCAGUGGGCAUACAGCCGCCACCUGAACCUGCCCACCAAUGAGAGUACUUGUCCGGCUGAACAGUGCCUAAACGGCUCCAUUGAGGAUUGGACAAUCCAUUGUUCUUGUCAUGCUUUGUUUGUUCAUUUGGGGAAGAAAAGAUUUUGUUCAAUGAGAAAUGCUGCCUCUGAAGAGUCCGUUGGUGUUCAUUGUGGAUUAAUUAGGAGCCAUUGAGGAUUGGACAAUCCAUUGUUCUUAUCAUGCUUUCUUUGUUAAAGAUUUUGUUCAAUGAGAAAUGCUGCCUCUGAAGAGUCCUUUGGUGUUCAUUGUGGAUUAAUUAGGACUGUUCAAGUUUUUGACAACUUGUGUUUUAAGACGUUGAGGUCUACUAUGUGUCUUUGAAUAUAAGGGAUUUUAAUUGUACAACACGAGUUUGGCCCCAAUUGAAUAUUUUUAUGUACAUCUCUACCAAGAAGUAAAUAUUGGAUCCAAAACUGUAGAUGAUCGAGUGAUAUUGGACAAGCAAGGUUGAUAAAUGAUUUAUGGUUCAAGGAUAUUAA